AUGUCGAGCUACCCCACUCCAGGAUCCUCGAGUAGUUUUACAGCAUCACCAGGCACUGUAAUUGAAGAAGAGCAGAAAUACGCAGUCGCAAGGAUCGGUAACGCCCAAGAGCGAAGAAGAGAACAGAACCGCAAAUCACAGCAAACAUACCGUGCCAAGCAUAAGAAAGGCGCGGAAAAGAUAGAAUUUCUUAUCAGGGAGGAUAAAGAGGCCGAGGAGAGAAUUCUGUUGCAUCCCAAGUUCCCUCUUUGCCCUGAAUACGAGCGGCACCUUGCACAAGGCUUUGUUUUUGACGAAGAAACCUACGGAAACGUUGAUUGGUCCGUCGGGCCAUCCUUUCCUAUAGCCAGCAUCAUCGGACGCCAAUUUAUGCCUUCUAUUCCGCCAGAGCUUGUUAUUCCAGCCGAAUCCUGGCUAGAAGCGACAGGACCUCUGCAGAAUGGAUAUGAGUUUUUCAAGAGACAUGUUCUCAUUAUCAUGAACGCUAUCGACAUUCACUUGCCUCAGUUGGGGAUUACAACAGAAAUGUUGAUCGACAGAUUUUUAAUUUCCCCUUAUGUGAUGCCCGAGAAUACAUACAAUGAGGAAUUGGAAGCGAGAAUCAACGGUUUGAAGGAAUACAUUCCACACCUAGCUCCAGUUGAUCUCCAAAGAUCAAUCCCGCACCACCCUUACAUCGAUCUUAUCCCCUUCCCCGCCUUCCGCACCACAAUCCUUGAGAUUCUCCGCGACACUCCCAACACAAUCAACCAAGUCGACUUUUGCCAAGACAUUGAACUUGGGGGUCUUAGGCUCUGGGGAACGCACUCAUACGAACCCAUGAGUUACGAAUUGACCGAGGCCUUUGCUGCCAAAUGGGGAUAUCUGUUCUGCCGAGAUGCCGUUGCCCUCAACGCUACAAACUACUGGCGAAAUGCACGCGGAGAGCAUAGCCUAGGGCCUCUUGAUUUCGGGGGUUCUCCAGGUGCUGGGAGCUCUCAGAAUUCAUUUUAUGACUUAUAUCUAGUGCAAAUGAUGAGAGAGUCAUUGGGUUUAUAA
This is a messenger RNA of Morchella sextelata, 1038 nucleotides long. RefSeq lists its product as uncharacterized. The transcript has 2 exons. Bases 1 to 1038 code for a protein of 345 amino acids. The record is from RefSeq and is a predicted model, not a curated record. NCBI's taxonomy places the organism in Eukaryota, Fungi, Ascomycota, Pezizomycetes, Pezizales, Morchellaceae. Gene Ontology annotation, molecular function: DNA-binding transcription factor activity. Gene Ontology annotation, biological process: regulation of DNA-templated transcription.